GCGCGGCGCAGUGCAGGAGCCGGGCCGGCAGCGGGGCUUGGCCGGCGGCAGCAGCAGGAGCAGGGCGCAGGCAGCACCGCCGCUUCGCCGCCGUCUGGCGGAGCGGGGCGAAGCGAAGCGGCCGGAGGGUCACGCCGCGCCCCCUCGCUGCUCUCUCCCCCCGCGUUCCCCUGAGCCGCUCCCCGCCCGGGUCCCGCGGGUGCAGCAUGAAGUGCGGCGAUGGCCCGGAGAGGUAAGACGGCGGUGAGAACGCUGGAAGACCUGACGCUGGACUCCGGGUAUGGUGGUGCGGCGGACUCGGUGCGCUCCUCCAACUUGUCGCUGUGCUGCUCGGAUUCGCACCCCGCGUACCCCUAUGGAGGAAGCUGCUGGCCGCACCUAACUGACUCCAUGCACAGUCGGCACAACAGCUUCGACACCGUCAACACCGUCCUAGCGGAAGACUCCGAGGUGCUGGACUGCGCGGGGCAGCAGUGCUCCCGGCUCCUGCCCGACCUUGAGGAGGUCCCCUGGAGCCUGGAGGAGGUGGAGGCACUGCUGCUGCCGCCGCCGCCGCGCCGGGAGCCGCGGGCGCCGGGCGCCGCCAGCCCCGGGAGUCGGGAUGCGGCGGCGCGGCUCUCGACGCUGGUGAGCCGGGCGCUGGUGCGCAUCGCUCGGGAGGCGCAGAGACUGAGCCUCCGCUUCGCCAAGUGCACCAAACACGAGGUGCGGAGCGCCAUGGAGAUCGUCCUGGGCUGGACGCUGGCGGCCCGCUGCACAGCAGCCGCCCUCGGCGCCCUCUCCCUCUACAACAUGAGCAGCAGCGGCGGUGACCGCUUCAGCCGCGGCAAGUCGGCGCGGUGCGGACUGGCCUUCUCCGUGGGCAAGUUCUACCGGUGGAUGGUGGACAGCCGCGUGGCCCUGCGCAUCCAUGAGCAUGCCGCCAUCUACCUCACCGCCGGCACCGAGAGCCUCUUCCGUGACAUCCACGCGCGGGUGCUGGCCGGCCCCGCCGCCCCGCUCCCGCCGCCCGGCCGCCCCACGGCCGCCGCCGCCCCGGCCGAGAAGGAGAAGGAGAGUGGCGAGGCGCCCCGCUUCACCCUGGAGGCUCUGGAGCAGACGGUCAACAAUGACCCCGAGCUCUGGGGCUUGCUGCAGCCCUACCAGCACCUCAUCUGCGGAAAGAACGCCAGCGGUGUUCUCUGCCUGCCAGACAGCUUGAACCUUCACAAGGACCAGCAAAGGUCAAACAAGCCUGGGGAGGUGCAGAUGUUCAGCCAGUCAGAGCUAAGGACCAUCGAGCAGUCUCUGCUUGCCACACGUGUGGGGAGCAUCGCUGAACUCAGUGACCUGGUGUCUCGAGCGAUGCACCACCUGCAGCCCCUCAAUGCCAAGCAGCACGGGAACGGGACACCGAUGCACCAGAAGCAGGGAUCCUUCUACUGGGAGCCAGAGGCUCUGUAUACCCUGUGCUACUUCAUGCACUGCCCACAGAUGGAGUGGGAAAACCCCAACGUGGAGCCCUCAAAAGUCACGCUGCAGACUGAGAGGCCGUUCAUCGUGCUGCCGCCGCUGAUGGAGUGGAUCCGGGUGGCGGUGGCUCACGCCGGGCACCGCCGCAGUUUCUCGGUGGACAGCGAUGACGUGCGGCAGGCGGCCCGGCUCCUGCUGCCGGGAGUUGACUGCGAGCCCCGACAGCUCAAGAUUGACGACUGUUUCUGUGCCUCUCGCAAGCUGGAUGCAGUUGCCACCGAGGCCAAGUUCAAGCAGGACCUGGGUUUUCGGAUGCUCAACUGUGGCCGGACGGAUCUGGUUAAGCAAGCCAUAUCCUUGCUGGGGCCGGAUGGGAUCAACAGCAUGAGCGAGCAGGGCAUGACUCCACUGAUGUAUGCUUGUGUCAGGGGUGAUGAGGCUAUGGUGCAGAUGCUGCUAGAUGCUGGAGCAGAUCUGAAUGCUGAGGUUGUCAGUACUGCUCAUAAAUACCCAUCCGUCCACCCUGAGACCCGCCAUUGGACAGCUCUGACAUUUGCUGUGUUGCAUGGACAUAUUCCUGUAGUUCAGCUAUUGCUGGAUGCUGGAGCAAAGGUAGAAGGUUCCUUAGAGCAUGGAGAAGAAAAUUACUCUGAAACUCCUUUACAGCUGGCAGCAGCUGCCGGAAAUUUUGAACUGGUUAGUUUACUUUUGGAGCGAGGAGCUGACCCCAUGAUAGGCACAAUGUACAGGAAUGGCAUUUCCAUGACUCCACAAGGUGACAUGAACUCUUUCAGUCAGGCUGCUGCACAUGGACACAGCCAUCCAGAGGAACAUAGAUACAGGAAUGUUUUCCGCAAGCUGCUUGCUCAGCCGGAGAAGGAGAAGAGCGAUAUCCUGUCACUGGAGGAGAUCCUGGCCGAGGGCACGGACUUGCCCGAUGCGGCGGCAGCUCCGCUCUGCGCCAGCCGCAACAGCAAGGCCAAGCUGAAGGCACUGAAGGAGGCCAUGUACCACAGUGCCGAGCACGGCUACGUGGACGUCACCAUCGACAUCCGCAGCAUAGGGGUUCCCUGGACGCUGCACACGUGGCUGGAGUCUCUGCGCACGUCCUUCCAGCAGCACCGACGGCCCCUCAUCCAGUGCCUGCUGAAGGAGUUCAAGUCCAUUCAGGAGGAGGAGUACACUGAGGAGCUUAUCACACAAGGGCUACCUCUGAUGUUUGAGAUACUGAAGGCCAGCAAGAACGAGGUGAUCAGCCAGCAGCUCUCUGUCAUUUUCACUCAUUGCUAUGGACCCUACCCAAUUCCAAAGCUUGUGGAAAUUAAGCGCAAGCAGACCUCCCGCCUGGAUCCUCAUUUUCUUAACAAUAAAGAGAUGUCAGAUGUCACAUUUCUGGUGGAAGGAAGACCAUUUUAUGCACAUCGAGUGUUGCUAUUUACUGCAUCACCAAGGUUUAAAGCAUUGCUGUCUAGCAAGCCUUCAUCUGAUAGUACUUGUAUUGAGAUCAACUAUGUGAAGUACCCCAUCUUUCAGCUGGUUAUGCAGUAUCUUUAUUAUGGAGGUGCAGAGUCACUCCUGAUUAAAAAUAAUGAAAUUAUGGAGCUUCUCUCUGCUGCUAAAUUUUUCCAGCUUGAAGCUUUACAACGACACUGUGAGAUCAUUUGUGCAAAAAGCAUUAAUACAGAAAACUGCGUGGAUAUUUAUAAUCACGCCAAGUUCCUCGGCGUCACAGAACUAUCUGCCUAUUGUGAAGGCUACUUUCUAAAAAAUAUGAUGGUCCUCAUUGAAAACGAAGCUUUCAAACAGUUGUUGUAUGACAAGAAUGGAGAAACAUCUGGUCAGAAUGUACUAGAGGACUUACAGAGGACGUUGGCCACAAGAAUUCAGUCAAUUCAUUUGUCUUCUUCAAAGGGCUCCGUUGUAUAAAGCUGAGGAAGAUGGUAACCCUCUAAUCAAAGACCCUGCAAAUUAAGUCUGCUGUUGCAGUUGCUCAAACCUGUUGCAACUGCUUAAAUGACUACCACAAAAAAGAAAAUGUAAAAAAUUCUACAUCGCAUCCAAAUAGUUCUGUUUCGGCCAAAGGUGCUGCUCUGGGGCUGUGUCCCCACCUGGAUGAGAGAAUACAGAAACCAAGUUCCUCUCUGGUUUUGAGCAAGCUGGGUACCGGAGUAUCUGGUGAAUUGCCCUUAUACUCACAUUCUGAACACGAGCCUGUUCUUGGAGCUUGAUGCCAACAAAAGCCAGAACUCACAUCAGUGAACAGCAGAAGUCCCUGCCUGAAGGGUAGUGCUGGGGAACACCUGAAUUGACCAAUUAAUCAUUUAAGUCAGAUUUGUUCCAGUGUUACACAGUUAAGAACUAUAUAUAUCCCAGAAUUCAUUAUCUCGUGCAUUUAAGAAAUGUAAGAACUGUUACUGCUGUCCAGCAAAGAUCAGCUGUAUUAGAGAGUGGGUAAAACUGUUAUAGUUGAGGAAAUAUAAUGGCAGAUUUUUAGGGGUGGGAACUUUUUAAACUGUUCAUAAAAAAUAAUGGGGUGGCCUUGUAGUUUAAAACCUAUUUCUUAAGCUUAAAAUUUCAUUUUCAACAGAGCUGUGUUUGAGAAUCUAUGUAACAUGUUUUGGUUUUUUAAAUGGUAAAAUGUACAUUGUGUAAACAUACGUAUGAUCAAGUUUUGCUUGUAUUCUUUCCUAGGGUGGUAUAAUCUUGCCUAAGAGGCUAUGGUUACACCAAAGAGGCACAUUACCCAGACUGUCUCUAAUACAGUAGUUGGGGGGACAGGAGAACUGCAUGCUACUUGUGAUUUGGGGUUGAAAUCAAUGACAAACUCAACAAACAUGCGUUUGCAUGGUAACUGUACCUGUGAAAUGUUACGUUCGUGCUUUGUUUUGCCAAGACAAAUUCAAUGUUACUUCUUGUCAAACUUCAUUUGUGAAAUUAGCAUAUUUUUUAAUCUGGUGCAAUUGGCUGCAAUAUGAUACCCCUGGAGCUCCUUCUCGAGAUGCUGAUUUCUGUUUGUUGCAGUGAAGAGAUAAUAACAGAUCUUUAGUGAUGUGUGGAUAUUUUGCUACUGGCCAGAGAUUGUGUCUGAGUUAGACUUUUUAAAAUUAUAAUUAAAUAUGUACAAUAGAAUAAUUUCUCACUGUAUCCUGAGAAUGUGUAGGUAAUCUAAAAUGCAGGGCUUGGGUGGGGUGAGGGGUGUGAUUUAAAUGUCAAAGCUGUGUUUAUUUUGCAGCAUAUUGUUAGCAAGACAAAUCUGCUGUAUGCCACAACAUUCGAAUGCCCUCUCUCUGAAAACCACAGUAAGAAGUAGGCAAAGAUGUUGCCUUCUCCGUGGCAAAGUGACAUUCAUACAUUUGUUUUCUAGUGUGCCAUUCUGAGAAAUUUACUUGUUUGCAUGUUAACCUCUUCCUUUUGCUGAAGCAUCAGGUGCCCUUCCAUGUUCCAGCUUUUGAUGUGCUCAGAGAAAGUUUUGGUUUUAGCUAUCAACACAGUAGGAAGCUAUUUUAUGACUCUGAGGUAUAAAUCCUCCUUUGUGCUUGGUCUUCUAAAGCCUCUGCCGUUUCUGCAACAAAUGAAAAAAUGUCUGAACUGCCACUAAUGUUGCAGAGAAACAGCAUGUCGGUCAAUUAGAUCUUGUUUUCUGCACAGUAGACCUUCACACAAGAUGUUGUCUGGAACUUUUAAGUAGUAGCCACUCUGUGUGAAUAUUGUGGUCAUAGAGAAGCAAGACCAUAGUUAAUACAGCAGCAACACACAGGAGUGCUUGUUGUUGCUUGGUGUGCCUUCUCAUCCAUGGAAACCCAUCCUUCUAUGACAAAAAUAACUAGCUAAGAGCAGGCCUCACCCUGCAGCCCCAUGGUUUAAAAUAGCCAAGUUUUUCAAACAAUAAUCAUUACAUAUUAAAUGGGAGGGAAGCUCUGGUAACUCCAUGCUAGUCCUUCUUCUGAGUUGAGAGUAUCUGUGGUAAAAUUCACUAGGUUUCUUUCAGCAAUAAAGGCCUUAGUAGGUCCUUUGGUGGCUGUACAUGGUGCUCACUGUGUUUGGGCACCCUGAGCUGUUACAGGAAGGGACUGCAGCUAAGGAUUUAUACAGGAAUAACUUUUGCCUUUGGAAAUGCUAGUAAUCCAAACAUCACAGAUGUAUAGCUGAGCUGAAGGAAACCUUAAGAAAAAAGUUAUAAUUUUCAAUUCUUUUUUGAGCAGUGGUCCCCAGGACUUACACCAUCAGAAGAGCCAGUCUGUGUAAACCUGGCAUUCAUUUCUCCUGGAAGCAGCCAGCAAACCUUUGUGGAUCUGCAAACCAGAGUUUGGAAAUGGUGAUUUUCAGUCUGCAUCUCCUGAGGUGAGGCUGGGUGAGAUCCAGCUAAACCAUGCCAGACAACGUGCAGCUUACAGGCUCUUCAAAAAUCCAGUCACGAGAUCCAUGAUCUUCACCACUCUCAUAAUCAGAACAUUUUCCUAAGAGAGUUCAGAAUUUCUUAAUUGCAAAUCAAGCCACUUUUCCUUCAAGUUCUGACUGACAGGAAAAACAGAUGAUCUUACAAAUCUUUUUAGAAAGUUAUUCUGUGUAUGAAAGGAAUUAUCCUCCUUGCAUCACUAGUAUAGUCUUUCCUAGUACCUUUUUUAGUGUUUUCUAGGUCUCUGAUUUUUGCUGUCAUUUCCCUCAUGGCUUCCCGUUUUUCCCAAAUUUCCAUACUUCAGCAGGAGUUUUAUACAUUAACAAGCAAAGCAGAGAAACUGUUGUUGUGGUUUAUGUAAAGCAUAUCAGAAAAUACAUCCCCAGUUAUUUUCUACAAGAACAUCCCGUGGCUGACUUUGAUCUAGUCUGUCUUAUAAUUUCUGAGGAAUUCACUGCUGUCUUCCCAGGAGUUCCAUCUUUAUUUGUGCAUUUGUUUACUACACCUUUCAAAGAAUAACACUUUCAAUUUCUCUUUAUUAAAUUUGUUCUGCUCUAAUCAGAGCAAUUUCCCCACUUCAUCAAGAUCAGUUGAAAUUCUGAUCAUGUCUUCUAGCCUGUUUCAUAAUCUCCAACCUUUAUUAUAUGUGGCUUCAUGCAUGGAUUCUUCAUUCCAUUAAUCUCGGGCUGGGGGGAAGGGCUCUUGUCAAUUUAAUCUAAAAAGUAAUGUGAGUUUCAGUGGGUGCCCAUGAAUACCAUCCCUAUCAGAUAAGGCUCUUUCCAACAGAGCAUUUUAUUAGCAUUUUUUUGAGACAUGGUGUUAUCAUCUUAGAAAAUAAAAAGCUUUCUCUUCCUUUAGUCUUUGUAUGGGUUGCAAUAAUUUACAAAUUUUGAGGCCAGAUGUUGCCUCCAGUCCUGGUAAAAUGGAAAAAAUACAGCAUCCUUAGAAAAACAUAGGAUUUUCUUUUUUAAUCAUAAUUUUCCAGUCUGUAAUGAGUAAAGGUGGCUUUCCAUCUGUCAUUUUUAUACUAAUUCAUUGCUGUAAUAUUUGAGGACUUACAGACAUCCUGUCCCUGCCUCAUGGCAGAUCUUUCCUUAUAUCCCUACACGGUCCUCCCUUGGUUUCCAGAAUUUCUUCACAUUCCCACUUUGCCUCACGUGCUACCAGUUUCCACACUUCCCAGCUUUUUUACUGUAGAGCCCUGCUGGAUUCCUUCCCAAGCCAGAAGUGGUAUCUGUGUUGUCCUGAAUAGUUGACUUUCCAAUAAUUGGCUCAAGAGCUGGGAAAAGGAUGAGUAAUGUAAGAUGGCAAAGGUUUGGACAUCACAGAGGAAUGCUGGCAUUCUUUUAGUGACAAAUUUCACCACUGUCUACUUAUUUCUCCGAUUUUCCCCUGAUCUUUUCCUUAGGCCUGCUGUCCUCUAAACACAGCUGGUGGCCAGAUGCUCUCUGUUCUGGAACAGGGCCAGCUUUCUAAUAGCUAAGACUAUUUUUUCCCCAGCUAAAACUUCUGCCUGCUUGGUUUCAGCUCCGGAGUAGAUUUGUGCAAAGACAGAGGAAACAUCUUUAAAAAGGUGUGAAGGUUUAGUAGCCAGGCUCCCAUUGGCACUAAUGAGAGCUGCUUGCUGAAUCCUCCACAUGCUGCUUUGGACACUGAGCCUUUUUCCACUGAAUAUCCACUGGCUUCCUUCCAAGCGUUGCACAAGUCCUGGAUGAGCUUGUAGGGUGUGAUGUGCUGGGGACUUGCAUAAAUUCUAGUUUUGUUUCAGAGCACAGCAACACGUGCUGCUCUUUAAAGGUUAAAAAGAAAAAGGGAAGUGGUUGGUUUGCACUGAAAUAAACUGCUCUGAAGUGGUGUAGUCAUGAAAAAAAAGAGCAUCUUUUCUUCCCUGCUGUACCUGUGUAAAAUCAGAGGCGAGUUCUGUUAUGGCUGGAAUGCCACCUGGUCUGUGGGGACUCAGGCAUGCAGGACCCUGUUUAAGUGGAGUUUUUUUAAGUUAACACCUUCACAUACUCAGGGUGAGGAUUAGGCCAUCCUACAAAAAGCAGCCAUUCCUAAUGAUUCUAUCUGUGGGUGAAAUCCUGGGAGAAGCUGGGGACCUACAGAACUAGUUGAAGUGAGUUGCACAUAUUCAGGUCCCUCAGGAGCUGGCUCUGUCUUAAAAAUACUGCUGAAAGAUGACACCCUGAAACCUGCAUUCACUGCAUUCACUGAAGUUGUCUUGAAGCCACUAGUUUGGAGUUUUGUUGGUUUUUUGGUUUCUGGGAGGUUUUUGGUUUGUUUUGUUUGUUUGAUUGGUUGGUUUUUGGGGUUUUUUUUGGUGAAUGAGAUUACCUAAAGCCAAUGUCUUUAGUUUGUUUGCCAAAGUGUCUUUCAUGUGAGGCUCUGCAAGUGCUUUACAGAAAUGAAGAGCCUGAUGUUGCUUUCAUCCUUUGGGACAAAGAUGUUGAGAUUUGUAAGAAUUUAAAAAGCUGCCUAGGAUUUGUCCUAACUUUUAAUAAACUACUUUGCAGGAAGUUAGCCUUGAAAUAGCCCUAAGAUAAUAUCUGAAACCCCAUUGAUGAGAACAUUAUUAAUUUUAGAUGUCAACCUAUAAGCAAACAAACCUGCAGCACUUCCAUACAUUUAUAGCAAAACUAUUAUUUUUUAACUUGGUAUUUAUUUUGAGGUAAGGCCUGUUACCUUCAGUGGGUGAAAACUGAGGCUGGCCUCUCUGACCAGAUUAUCACAUUUCACAAUUGCACCUGACCUGCUAUAUGUAACUGGCCCUCAAGUGCAAAAAACAGCAAAGCCAAGUCUUUAGCUGUGGCUCAAUGCUUCAUGACUUUACUGCUGGGAAUAUUAUGCAUGUGGUGCCCAAAGCAAAAGGAAAAUCUGGAAACCUGCAGAAAGGCUAAUGGGAAUUUUUCAGCUGCCUUCAGCGAGCCUUUGAGCUGCGGAAGCAAACCCAGUGUGGGUAGGAGGAGGGCAUUCAGUUUCUUUCUGUUGCCCUUAAGCUGUCAUUCCUUCAGCUCUGUCCAAGGCUUCUUGCAUGGAACAGCCAUGAAUGGCCUAAAAUGUGUUUAUGUUGGAUGCUGCACAGGACUUAAAAUGUGGUAUCUCACCACCUCAAAGUCAAGAGUCUCAUUAGAUGAUGGGUUUUGUGCUUUGCUUGGACUGCUUGUCACUAAAACACCCAGGAAACAUGGCAGCAAUUUAUAAGAGAAGUUGGUUAAAUUCUACAAACACCUUGUGCUUUGCAUGUUUAUUUUGCUAAAUCUGCCCUCUUGAUUAUACCAGAACAGCAACUUUGUUGUUUCUUUUCCUUUGGAGAGGCAUUUUUUCACCUUUCUUUGGGCUGACAGGUUUGUUCUUUCAUCCUGUAGAGGUGGUGACACCGUGUGAAUGGGCGUGCUUAGCUUAGGCACAGGUUUCUGUCCGUGCUGGAUGGCACACUAAAUGAGGAGGUCUUAGUAAGGGAAGAGGAUUAGGUACAAGAAUUUGAAUUUAUAACCUCAGAUCUUCGCCUCUGAUUCCUGAGGUAUACUGUUCACUCUUGCCUAAUUUGUUUCCAAACUCAGAAUUUCUGUGAAAUCAAUGGGAAGGGGAGAGCAGGAAGAGGGGGAGUGGCCCCAUCUCCCACCACUUGCUUGGCAUUCCCAACCAGCCCGGUUGGCUCCAGUCUCUUCAGUGUUCACACAGAGGGUUUGUUUGGUCCCAUGCUCAGAUAUGGCCAUGGAGUUGAAAAAAUUGGUGGCAUUUUCUUGUCCUUAGAAAUAUCUGCACUGCUGCUGCUGCUGGUUAACUUUGGUCUUUCCACUCCCCAUCACCUCUGCUGUAUUAUCAUUAAAACUUCCAUUAUUCAGCUUUGCCCAGCACAGUGAGAGGCAAUCUUGUUUCUUACUGCUUUUCUAAAGCAAACAAAGACAGGGGAAAAGCCUCACCAAAAUACCCAAUCGAAAAUCAUUUAUGGUUUACAAUAAGCCACAAAAGAAAAGGGAGAUGCUCAGAAACCAAAAAGAGACUGCCACUUUUGGAAAAUCCAGUGUGUUAGGAGGUCAUUUUAAUUAAUUAAGGUCAAAACCUUAUUCUGGCAGGGACAGAUUAACAUGUUUCAAAACAUCUGGACUUGUUAUAGGUUCAAUAGAGUCCAGCCUUACCCUUUCCCCUUCCCAGCAGUGGAUAAAUUGAAUAUCCUGUAGCUUACUGCGUGAGAGGCUUUCAGAUGAGCCUUUCCAAAGUCAGGUUCUCUCUGUUCUGCAUAGCUUUUGAAGAGCUCCCAGCACAUCUGCAGGCUGGGAGCCAGCCUCAUGUGCCCCAGUGCUGGUUGUGCCUUACUGGGGCAGAAAGCAGGAAGGAGCACAGGAAGCCUGUGGAGCCUCAUCAGAGUGAAAACUACUUCCUCAGCAUCCAAGCAGUCUCUUGGUCAAAUACCCUGCUUUAACCCAGUCAGUUCAAUACCUUGGGAACUGAUUUUUGCCUUGCAGUUACUAAGCCAAUGACUAAUUGUGCAAUUUGGGAUGCAGUAAAAUGUGCAGUCUUACUUCAGUUGUGAAUUGUUUUUAUCCAUUGAAUACAUGGACUAUGGGAAUGUAUCUCAGAGCUUUUUCUCCUCAUAUUCCUGGCUAAAUUCCAAUUAGUACUAGAAAAACUUGACCUAUUUAAGUCCCACCAGUGCAUUUUGACCAGUAGGUUGCUUCCUGUCCCUGUUUCUCUGGAGACUUGCAGCUGUUGUGCAGCCAUAUGUGCUGUGCCAGUGGGGAACAGAGGUGCCUGAGCAUUAUGCAGACACCAAAUAAGUAAAUCCCACUCUGUGCAGUGCAGGACAUUCCUCCUAUACUGAUCUCUUUGGCAUUAUGGGGAAGGUUGAAUAAUGGACCUCUGCCCCAAGUUAGGAUCAAUGCUCUUCUUCCCCAUUCUCUCUUGGCUCUGCCAUCUACCACAGAGAGGGGGGAAAAGAAAAACCCACAGGAAAUACCACAUUCUCUCAACCCACACUCCCCACCCCCAGUAGCAGGUGGGCUGCUGGUGUCCUUCAGUCCCACUCCUCUGAAAGCUUCUUGUAAUGUGAUUUGUACAUUAGUUAUCCCCAGAACAGACUUUUCAUUAAAGUCUGGAAAAUGUCUUAAGUCAUUCGCGGCAGAAGUGAGAUUGUAAAGUAUUGAAUUCCAAUCAUCCAUGCUGAGAUGUUUCUUUGUGGUUUUUGAUGUUGUGUUGGUUGGCUGGUUUUAGGGGGUUUUUUUGGUUUGGUUUUUUUUUUGUUUGUUUGUUUUGUCUUGGUUUGGUUAUUUUUUAAUUGGGAAGAAAAGAUGAAGCAUGUGCAAUGCUUUGGAUUUUGUGUCUGUAGUUAUAAUUGUGUGUAUGUUCAAGAGAGAGAGAUGGACAGUAAAUAGAUCUCCGGGAUAUGUUAUGAGGCGUGAAAUCAUGUUUGUAAUGAGAUUUCUUGUUAAUGGCAGUCAGCCUUCCUUGACGCUAAGCAUUAAUGCAAUAUCCAUUAGUGCAGCUAAACCUCCCUCUGCUCCACUUUCCCAAAUGGGUUUCACUUUGUACCUAGUUUAGCAUUUAUAAAUAUUUGAUAUAGGGUUCAAGAAGUAAUUUACAUGUUAAAAAUAUAUGAAUGUUCUAUGAAAAAAUACAAGUUAAGAUUUUACUAUAACAUCACUCACAAACCAAAACAUGAAAGCGUGAUGAAAUUUGCUCCAUUAAAAUGGCUGGAAGACUUUUCAUUGAUUUCUCUAGUCUGUGGAUUAGGUCUGUUUUCCAUCUCUCUUUCCUACUGUGUCACCUUUGAAGUUUUUGCAGGCCAAAUACAUAUCUGUAAUUAGAAAGCACAGUCUUUAAAUGGUGAAUGAUCCACUUCUGAAGGGCUAGGUUUGUGUCUUUAUCACUGAAAGCAACACCUAAAAUUCCUGUGUGAGCAUCCUGAGAGGACAGAAGAGCUAGCAGCUCUUUGCUUCCUUUCUCUCUCUUCACAUCCACUCCCAACUGUCCCUGAGAUAUUUUGGAACUGAAAGUAGGAAAGAAAAGUGAAAACAAGAGGAAAGGAUGUGCCAGAAAUAAGAUAUGCAGAACCAUUGCACUUAUCUUGAUUUUUUGCAGAUUUUAGGCAGAUUGCUAAUUUGUGUAAUACAAACCCAGGAAUGGUUACGAUUGUUUUGCAUUUGUUAUGGUUGUUAUGAAUUUGGGUUUGGGUUUUUUUUCUAGCAAAGUGGUUUUGUUUGCCGCCAUCUUUUGUUGGGGUUUUAUGUGAAGGUUUCAUUUCACUUUUUAUUGAGAAGGAAAUGAAAGAUCACAUAACCCAACAGCCAUCAUUAACAAACACAGAGAUCCUGUCCUGCAUCCCACAGAUGUGGCUUAAAUACUGGUUUGUGGCUUCACAGGCAUGUUUGAGGUCAUCUGUAAUCAACAACACAGGUGAAACUUUCUUCCCCUUUGCUUACCCGUUUGUGGUGGAUAAAAACAAAAUAACAGAGUCAGAGAAAGGACAAUAGGAUGGCAGAUGUUUUUCAAUGGGAAAGAUUAUAGCUAAGAAAUACAAAUAUUUCUGGAACCAAAUAUUUUUUUUCAAAAGGACAGAUACACAUCUGUAGCUCAUUCAAAGAUGUCAUUCUCUUGGGUGUGUUAGAUGCUUUUGAAAAUUGCCUGUUUUUGCUGUUAAUGAUCCAGCACAAGCCUUUCCACUGGAGAGACUAACUGAGGGCUCUCAGAACCAAGGUAGAAGGGAAUGUAUGAAAAAUAAGGAGCUCAGCCAUAAUUUGAGGUGGCAGCUUUGUUUGCUUUUGUCCACUGUGUCCACAACUUGAUAAUUAAUUUAAAGGGUGUGUUUCUAUUUAAUUUCUUUUGAAUCAUUUUUUAAAUUGCUGCAGCACUCUCACAGCAUCUUCUCCAAGUGCACCUUAGGUCAUCUUAAACCCCAUUUAAUGUCUGUCUGAUACUGAUCCUUUUAAAAUCUGCAAUGAGAUUACAAGUCAUUUGUCAUUGCUGGAUGACAAAUGAAUCAUAACAUCCUUUUAAAAAAUCGUAUUUUGUUAAGGCUGUAAAAGGCACUGCAACAUGUGAAACCAGCAAGUUGAUUUUUAUUAUUGCAUUACUCUGAAAAAGAAAAAAACAAACAAAUGAGAUCUUUGUUUCAAGUGUGAAAUGCUCCCUGUAGCUUGAGAGGACACGUGCAAAGCCUGUGCUGUGAAUGCCUUGAUAUAAUCAGGUUACAAAAUGGAAGAAAAUGGUAUUUCAGAAAGAUUUUUGAGGAACAUAACUCCAGAACAUGCACUUGCUGAAGACUGCUGUCUUGCUCUGUCUCUCUCCUGAAGUAAGUGGGAAUUUUUAAUGGGAGUUACUGCAAGGCUGUAUGUUUUUUUAAUGCAGUAGCAGAUGUAAUUUCCCAUCCAGUCAUCUGCACAGUUGUGGUUGGUACACCAUAAAGGCUGAAGGCCAAAUCCUGCUGUCAUUGCACGCAGCCCCUCUGCUUGAGCAGGGAUCAUAAAUAUGUACUUACAUUACUUGAGGUUUUUGCUGAAGAAAAAUGGGAGAGUGCAGGCCUUCCUUCUGCUCCUUGAUCACAGGCUUUGCGUUCCCAAUGACUUUUAUUAGAAGCAUCAUAUAUUUACAUGCUGCAGAAUGAGGCCUGCAUGGGAUGGGAAAGAUUUUUAUGAAUUUAGACUUGCCUAAGGAAACAACCGUUCUAAUUUUAGACAAGUUGCAUUCCAUAUCCAUCUGUUUAGUGCAUCAGUUGGAUGUUUACUGUUUAGUAAAUUGCAUUUGGGCUUUCUUUUUUUUAAUUUCUUUUGAGGGCAUCACCUGUCAUCAGCCAGUGUAAAAUAGCACCAAGGACUUCCAGACAUACCCAUAGAGCCAAACUGUGCCAGCUUCCUACACCACAGUUCCAUCAAACAUGAGGAAAGCUGGACCUGGGCACAUGAAGUGCAAUCCCCCUGACAUCCAGUUACAUGUCCUGCCUCAUUUCAUAGAGAUGGAUGACAUCCUGGAAAAGAAAAAAAACCAAAAAAACAAAAAAACCCAACAACACAUGGUACCACUUCAUCCGAGGUAAAAAUGUAUUGAAAUCAAGGAAAUUAUAUUAGACAUGGCUGUAGUCUAUCAAAUUCAGCCCUGUGUUUAGGCAGAACUCCAAGGGAAAGUAACAGGAGUUUCCAUUGUGGAGUUUGCAAGAGGAAGCCUACAUAAUGAACUUGACAAAAUGUCAACUUUGUGUAAACUUUCCUGGUUGGUCUGUAUGAAGUUUUUUUAAGAAAUCUUCAUUGGAAUCCACCAUAGAAUAAUAAACUUGCACCUUGAUAGAAUAGCUUUAUUUGUAUAUACUCUAUGUAAAUUUUAAAUCAGAAGAUACAUGUCAUUCCUUGUACAUAUCUGACUAGAAUGGUGGCAGUGCUGUGCACUGCUGUUUAGGGGAUCCAGCUUCUCAGUCCUGGAUUUCCAGCUGUAAAGGCUGCUUGGGACCAGCUAAAACAUUCGAUGGAUAAAUGCUCACCACUCACUGCUUAGAAUUGCAAGAGCAGGAUUUGGAACAGAUGUUGGCUAUGGAGAAGAUUGCUUGCCUCUACUCCUGGCUAAAGGACAAGUGCCUCCUUUGCUGUCAUCUCCAACAGAAGUGAUUUAUGGUCAGAGUGUGGGAAUCUUCAGAGCCCUGUUUGGUCUUUCAAAGGGGUCUGAGAUUCAGGUGUCAGAUGGGAAGGUCCGUGAAGAAGCAGUGUGUACAUACAUCUACCUACCUGUCUGUCUGUUAUCUAAUAUCCCACUGUUUCUGUAUUGAAUGGUCUCAGUAACCUGUAAACAAGUGAUUGCUCCUGUUGUGCUUCUGCUUUGAAAUCCUUUGCAUGCACUCUGGCAUAUAAUUCUUUAAGAAAAGAAAUUAUACAUAUUAUAUAUACAUAUAUAUAUUGUAGCUUGCAAAAUAUUCAUGUUGAAGAGCCAUGUUUUGUGCAAAUUGUACAUUUAUGUUGUGAGCAAUAUUGCAAUACGAACUUUUAUUAGUUGUCAAUAGUAGAUUUAUCACAUUCUUUUUGAGCGUAUGUACGUAUCCCGAGCUUUCAAACUCAGGCAUUAGAUCAGCUACUGAAGGAGACUUUUUCUGUGCAGUAGAAAUAGCACAGGCUUUCAGUAAAUAGACAGGUGUGCAAGUCCCGUUCUGUUUAAUGCAAGUUGUGAGGCUGAUUCUUCAUGCAGGUUGUCAGGCAAAUACUCUCUUUUCAGUGCUGGAAUUCGUGUUUGGUAUGAGGACCCUGUUGCACUCAUCUAGAACAGAACUCAAACCCCAACGUUGCGAAACAAAGUGCUUGACUCCUACUGCCCUCUGUCUCCGCAGGUGCUCCAAUAUAAACACAAGGAGGACUUAAGGAACUCCAGGUUCCCUGCCGGAUAGCCAAUGAUAUAUUUUCAAAUGUUCAUGCUACAUAGUUUUCAAUGUAGGGGCUAGAUAAAAGUGUAAUACAGUACAGCUUUAGAAAAGCUACAGUGUUUGGAGCUUGACCUUGAAACUUUUACCUGAUUCCUGAACAUCAUCGGUGGCUUUGUUUGCUCAAUGUUUACCUCUGAGAAAUGCUGUAUGCUAUUGAUUUAAAUGUUUAAUAUAUUGACUGCCUUUUUUUGUAUAUUUGUUAUCAUAAAGGUUUGGUUUAAAUGCUAACAAUUGUGGUCUAUUUUCAGACUUGAAAUACUUACAGUUCUGUAUUUGGAAGGCAAAGUUAUUAAUGAAUAUAGCAAUUUGGUAUUUUAUUCCUGUUUUAUACAGCUGCCCCCAUAGGUUAUUAUCAGAUAGCAAUGAAUAUUGCUGAACAGCAGGUGGAACUCCUUUGAGUGUGUUUAUGAGCCAUCUCUGUUCAAUAAAAAUUCCAUUGUUUUCUAGCCUAGGAAA
Molecule: messenger RNA, 15698 nt
Organism: Catharus ustulatus (Swainson's thrush)
Lineage: Eukaryota; Metazoa; Chordata; Aves; Passeriformes; Turdidae
Gene: ABTB3
Product: BTB domain containing 11
Exons: 18
Coding region: 220-3378 (1052 amino acids)
Molecular function (GO): protein heterodimerization activity
Source: RefSeq, a predicted model, not a curated record